Messenger RNA from Ilex paraguariensis (yerba mate), 1248 nucleotides. NCBI's taxonomy places the organism in Eukaryota, Viridiplantae, Streptophyta, Magnoliopsida, Aquifoliales, Aquifoliaceae. The record is from the annotation of a GenBank genome assembly.
AUGAAGGCACUUCAGAAUGCUCUAACUGAUCCACAACGAGUGCGCACUCCUGCGGUCGCAGAGUACUGGAAACCCUUGGCUGAAGAUAUGGACGAAUCUGCUGGAAUAGAUGAAGAAUAUCACCACAAAAAUAACCGGGUUUAUUGUUGGAAAGGUCUUCGAUUUUCAGCCCGACAAGACUUGGAAGGAUUUUCGAGAUUUACCGAAUAUGGUAUUGAAGGGGUUGUGCCCCUAGAACUUUUGCCACCUGAUGUGCGGUCUAAAUAUCAAGCUAAACCAAGUGACAGGUCUAAGCGUGCUAAAAAGGAAGAAACAAAAAAUGCUGCACAGCAAGCCGAAGAAAAUCAGGUGAUUCAUAAAUUAGCUGGCCACACUAUUAUUGGGACAAGAUUGUCUAAAAAUGCCUCAAGUUCUGUUCCACAUGAGCAAGGUUGUCCUGAAAUGCAAGUUUAUUGUUGGAAAGGUCUUCGAUUUUCAGCCCGACAAGACUUGGAAGGAUUUUCGAGAUUUACCGAAUAUGGUAUUGAAGGGGUUGUGCCCCUAGAACUUUUGCCACCUGAUGUGCGGUCUAAAUAUCAAGCUAAACCAAGUGACAGGUCUAAGCGUGCUAAAAAGGAAGAAACAAAAAAUGCUGCACAGCAAGCCGAAGAAAAUCAGAAUGCUCUAACUGAUCCACAACGAGUGCGCACUCCUGCGGUCGCAGAGUACUGGAAACCCUUGGCUGAAGAUAUGGACGAAUCUGCUGGAAUAGAUGAAGAAUAUCACCACAAAAAUAACCGGGUUUAUUGUUGGAAAGGUCUUCGAUUUUCAGCCCGACAAGACUUGGAAGGAUUUUCGAGAUUUACCGAAUAUGGUAUUGAAGGGGUUGUGCCCCUAGAACUUUUGCCACCUGAUGUGCGGUCUAAAUAUCAAGCUAAACCAAGUGACAGGUCUAAGCGUGCUAAAAAGGAAGAAACAAAAAAUGCUGCACAGCAAGCCGAAGAAAAUCAGACUGCUACACCUGCUAGUGAAAUUGAUGGCGAUGGAACAAGAGCUGAUCUUGAAACUGCAGCAGCUCCUGUGGACGCUGAUGCCACAAUAGCAACUGUCAAUACCUACCAGGGUGGAACUCCAACAUCAGAGGAGCAUCAGAAGCUAAGCUCAGACACAGACAUUGGUCAAGAGACAGGCCAAAUAGAAGCAGAUGCAGAUAUCGGUAUGAUAGAUGGAGAGACUGAUGCGGAGGUUGAUUUAGAUGCAGUAGGCUGA